Messenger RNA from Epinephelus moara (kelp grouper), 2808 nucleotides. Its product is annotated as putative nuclease HARBI1. The transcript is spliced from 10 exons. The coding region runs from base 1398 to 2384 and encodes 328 amino acids. The record is from RefSeq and is a predicted model, not a curated record. Lineage: Eukaryota; Metazoa; Chordata; Actinopteri; Perciformes; Serranidae.
UGGUUGCGUCACCACGUCAUGAUUCCUGUCGCCCAAGCUCGGGAAAAACACAACAGACGGCAGCGACAAACGGACAUACCGGCGAUAAAAUGGGGCUAGAGUUUGUCAUUUUGUUUAUUUAAUUUACUUUUUGAUUGAGGAAAAGGAGAGGCGGCUCCGGCGACACCGGCGGCUCGUUUAUCUCCGGCUGGGGUAAAAUAAAUGAAUUGACAUAUCCGCUCAAAAGCCAUAUGAGUGUGGACGGCUGAUUUUGUGAAUUUUGAAAUAUAUUGGACAACGGAGGACGAGAGCACGACAGCCACAGGAGGAGCCACGCGUCGUUUAACAGAACCAAACGCAGUAAAAAAAACCCAAAAAAAACCCACAAGCAAGGCACGGGUGGUGGGUCACUAACGGCUGACCUCACCCCAGCAGAGGACAUGGUCUUGGCACAGAACCAAGGCAGGCCUGUGUUGGAGGGGAUCCCUGGGGGACAGACACGAACAUAUGUCCCUCCCAAGAUGCCACCCGCUUCAUACAAGUUUCUGGCAGCACUGUCACGCUGUUGGAGCCACCAAUACCAGGGUCACCAACACAAAUGCCAGAAGAUGCUGAUCCAGGUGAAGGCACCAGUGCAGCAGCAGAUGACAGCGACGAUGACGAGGAGACCAUCUCUCUGGAUUCCAGAAGGCAUGAGGACCCAGAUGCUGUACAAGGAGAAAGCCUGCCUGGCAACAUAAACUCACAAGCUAUCAGACAGCUGUAUGCCAACCAUCUAAGGCAGCAAAUACAACUGGCAGAUGUGGAAAUACAGUACAAGAAAAAAAGAUGGAAGACCUCACACUGGAGUCCGAAAUAAAAAGGAGGACAAUUAGAAAAUUGGACCUCGAAAUAAAAAAACUUGAGCGGGAGCUCAAAGAAGAUGAAACAUCUUAAAAAUAAAAGGUCAAAUGGGAUUUUAGUGGUGUCUGUUUGUUUAAUGUAUGCACAGUUAGGGCUACCAUAGAGAUGACACUAGGCACACGGACUGUGAAAUUUCCAUCUGUCAUCCUACCUAAGUGCUAUGAUUGGUUGGAAGUUGAAAGACUGGCUGUAUUAUUACGGCUAGAAGAAAGGCACAUAAUGUACCCUGAAAUGCAAUUUCCCAGAUAUAUCAAAACACCUCAUGGCAAUAAAAAGUGAGGAGAGGGAACAGUUUAAUUAAUUAUCUAUUCUUUAAGGUAGUAGGCGUCAUGAUGACUAAAAAAAAAAAGAUAAUAACUGAAUAACCAUUUGCAGCUUGUGAGGCAUGAGGGUGCAAAGGUGUCCCUCGUAAAGUCAAAUGAGCCAAUAACCUAUAUGAAGGCCCAAACUGGUGUGUUCCUUCCUGCUCUAACAAUGGCAUGCCCAUUAUUGCAAGAUGUGGUGGAUGAUGAAGCAUGCUCAGGAGAGCCUUCAGGCGAGAGAGGGUCUUCAGGGACCGGUUGGACCCACUGGCCUUCCCUGAUGAACACCGUUAUGAACGAUACAGGUUUUCUGCAGAUGGCAUCCGGUAUCUGUGCAGACUGCUGGGUCCCAGGAUCAAACACUGCACAGCACGGAGCCAUGCGCUGAGUGUGGAGCAAAUGGUUUGUGUGGCCUUGCCCUUUUUUGCAAGUGGAGGCUUCUUGUACUCAGUGGGGGAUGCGGAACAGCUGAACAAGGCCACAAUUUGCCGCACAAUAAGGAGCAUGUGUCUGGCUAUUAAAGCAUGUUCAGAUGUCUUCAUCUCCUUCCCUGGCCACAGAAGACUCUGCGACAUCAAAGAAGAGUUUUAUAGGAUUGCAGGUUUCCCCAAUGUCAUUGGUGCACUGGACUGCACCCACAUCAAGAUAAAAUCCCCCUCAGGUGCCCAUGAGGGGGAUUUUGUGAAUAGGAAAUCCUUUCACAGCAUUAAUGUUCAGAUGGUCUGCAAUGCUGACUAUCUGAUCAGCAAUGUUGUGGCAAAGUGGCCCGGCUCGGUCCAUGACUCCCGAGUCUUUCGGACCUCUGGAAUCUAUCAGCGCCUAUCACAAGGUGAAUUCUCUGGUGUGUUGCUGGGGGACAGGGGGUAUGCCUGCCAGCCUUUUCUCCUCACACCAUACACAGACCCUCAGGAAGCACAGCAGGCCUAUAAUCAUGCCCAUGCCAGGACAAGGGCCAGGAUCGAAAUGACCUUUGGCCUCCUGAAGGCACGCUUUCACUGUCUUAACCACUUAAGGGUCAGCCCUUUGAGGGCAUGUGACAUCACUGUGGCCUGUGCUGUCCUCCACAAUGUGGCCUGCCUGAGGAAGGAGAGGGCCCCCAGAGUGCCAUCACACAUGGACUGGGACAAUCCUGCCAUCUUCCCUGAUGACGACAGUGGUCGGCUGGUCAGGGACCAAUAUGUGUUAAAUUAUUUUAGUUAACAUGCAUGCUUUAAAUUUAAGUUAAAUAUGUCCUGCAGUGGCAGAGACGCAUGCUGUGAAUUUCAGUUAAAUAUGGCCUGCAUUGGCAGAGGAAUUUGUGUUUUUUUAUUCAAUUUAAAUUGAUUUGGCCUCUUAUGUUGUUUGUGCUGUAUACUGUGUGUAUACAAGCUUGCAGGGAGGCUACUGCAUCCAUUCAUUUGUCUGUUCAUUUGUUGUGUAUGGAUUUGUCCUGCAUUUAUUUCAGUGUGCAGACAUGCGGGGUGUAUCAUAUACAGACCUUUGAAUGUGUAUUUAUUCUUGUGUUGUAUAAUAUGCUUUGAUUCCGUGCUUUCUAUCUUGUAGAGUCACUGUGUGACUUCAGUUUUGAAAGGAGCUGAUGGUUUACUUGCUUUGAUUUAUCCUUAUUCAAUAAAGGAACAUCAUG